UCGUGUUAAUUACAUAAUUUCACCUUUUUUGCGUGAAACUUAUUUUGACUAUGAACAAAUUUGAAAAUUUUACAACGGUACACGUCGUCUCUGAAAUAAUUGUUUAUCGUAUCAUAAUAUAAUAUUAUUAUAAUAUCGUCAUGAAACGCUUCGAUAAUGCCUGAAUAACAUAUUAUUUGCACGGUUCGAGGUGAAAACAAAAUCGUCGUGUACGCAACGCGUACCUAUUACUGUCAUUAUUAUUACAGAAACUUCUCUUAUCUAUAAUACGCGUUACCUUGAAAUUGGAUUUUACAGUAUUGCUUUUCGAUAAGCUUUCAGUGUUCACUCAACUGUUCAACAGUCGUCAAAUCAAAACUCCGUUGGCGGGACAAGGCCGCGGUUUAGACAAAAAUUAUCGCAGGGACGUUUACAUGUUGGAGUGCCUGCUAGCGUACGCCGAGUCCGGCGUACUGGACGAUCUGCACGCUGAUGGCUGGCCGAGAUCGCCGCUUGCGGUGGCCGCUUCGUUAGGCCGCCGGCCGAUGAUGGACGAGAUGUUGCAGGAUCAGUACAACGACGACGACGACUUGAAUUGGACGGUAAUCCAUUCGGCCUGUGAAUCUGGGGACGUUUACACGUUAGAGCGGCUGCUGGCGUACGCCGAGCCCGGCGUGCUGGACGCGUUGCACGCCGGCGGUCGGCCGAGACCGCCGCUCGUGGUGGCCGCCUGCCCGUGGUGGACGCGCUGCUGGCCCGCGGCGUGGACGUGAACACGCGCCGCGUGGACGGCGAGACGGCGCUGCACGCGGCCGCCCGGGGCAACUGGCCGGCGCUGGUGGACCGGCUGUUGGACGCGGGCGCGUGCGUGGACGCCCGGGUCGCCGCUCCACGUGGCCGUCCGGCACCGCCGGUACCGUCUGAUGGCCACCGUACUGUCGUCGGACCGGUGUCGCACCGACGUCCGGCACGACGGCGCCACGCCGCUCGAUUACGCCGUGGCCGCGGGCGACGCGCGCGCCGUCGAGAUGAUCGCGCGGUGCGAUGACCAGCGACGCCGGAAGUCCGGACACGCGUCGCUGACGGCCGUUCCGGCGAAACGGAAGUCGCCGCAGAAAAACGCGUCGCGGCGCAGGCGGACGUCCGUCUGACGAGACCCGUCGCCGCGUGAGAGAUGAUAAUACGAGACCCGCACCGCGUUCGUGUUGUUAUUAUAUUACUAUUAUUAUUAUUAUAUUGACGUCGACGAGAUAUCGACGACACGUUGUGACGUUCUGUUUAUUGUUUUUAUUUUUUAUAUUCGUUUUUCUCGCCUACCUGCUCACUUUAUUCGCAUUGUUUUUAUAUGUUUUUCACUAUCUUAAUGUCCAUAAGAUAAACCAAUGUUUUUUCCGGUUUUUUCGACCGGUUUUUUUUUUUAUUUGUUACAAUUAUUUUACCCACAUAUAAUAUUAUACAUAAUUGUAUACACAUAAUAUAUACAGCAAAUAAACGACAUACAUAACA
Molecule: messenger RNA, 1485 nt
Organism: Aphis gossypii (cotton aphid)
Lineage: Eukaryota; Metazoa; Arthropoda; Insecta; Hemiptera; Aphididae
Exons: 3
Coding region: 414-752 (112 amino acids)
Source: RefSeq, a predicted model, not a curated record